Molecule: messenger RNA, 828 nt
Organism: Penicillium oxalicum
Lineage: Eukaryota; Fungi; Ascomycota; Eurotiomycetes; Eurotiales; Aspergillaceae
Product: dodecenoyl-CoA isomerase
Exons: 2
Coding region: 1-828 (275 amino acids)
Biological process (GO): fatty acid beta-oxidation
Cellular component (GO): peroxisomal matrix
Source: RefSeq, a predicted model, not a curated record
AUGUCCAACGAGGAGCUGAUCAAGGUCUCUUACCAAGAUCGCAUUGCGAUCGUCACGUUGAAUCGACCUGAUAAACUCAAUGCUCUGAACCAGGAGCUAUAUUAUCUUCUGGGCGAGCGUCUUCGCGAGAUUGACCAGCGAGAAGACAUCUAUAUCACCGUUCUCACGGGCACUGGUCGUUUCUUUUCUGCUGGUGCCGACGUUACAAGUAGCCGUCCCAAUGGCGAUCUCAACUCCAGCGCCCGUCGAGAACUCGUCAAGGGCUUCGUCGCCAACAAUGUCGACGUAACUCGCACAUUCUACAACCACAGCAAAAUCCUCGUGGUAGCCCUCAACGGUCCCGCCGUCGGUCUCUCCGCAGCCCUCGUCUCCCACGCCGACUUCAUCUACGCCGCCCCCCAUGUUUUCAUUUUGACUCCCUUCUCCUCCCUCGGUCUCGUGGCCGAAGGCGGUGCCAGUCGCGCAUUCGUUGAACGUCUCGGAAUCGCAAAGGCCAACGAGGCGCUUAUCAUGAGCAAGCGCAUUCCCUGCGAUGAGCUGGUUGCAGCGGGCUUCGUGAACAAGGUGAUCGAGGCGGAUUCGAAGGAUCAAAAGGACUCGGAUGGGUUCUUGAAGAAUGUUCUCGCUGAGGUCGAGGAUCGUCUGGGUACUCAUUUGAACCAGUCUAGUCUGUUGAAGAUUAAGGAGUUGGUUCGUCGUCCCGAGCGGGAGAUUUUGGAUCGUCAAAAUGGCUUGGAGGCCUUUAUGGGUCUGGAGCGAUUCAUGAUGGGUGUGCCUCAGGAAGAGUUCCGAAAGUUGGCCUCCGGUGAGAAGAAGCAUAAGCUGUGA